GUCUUGAGACAGUGCUCAUCUCAAUAAUGGGCUUAAGAAUACCAAGAAUAGGAAAAAAUAUAUUUGAAAUGAAUACGUGAACCAUUGUUUACUCUGGAAAAUCCGCGGUUGCUUCAAUCAAGUUUCAAGCUUAACAAACAUAGCAAGCUGAGAUAAAAGAUCUUGACCAGUUCAAAAAAGGACUAGCAAAGCGGCUGAAUAAAACAUUUGUGCAGACAACGCAAUUUGCAGUAGCGCUUCAAGGUUCGCUGAAGUUUCAUCAGCUAAGCAAGUCAAAAUGAGGACUGUAAUUUUCCUAGCAAUUGUAGUUUUCAGUUCCGCUAAAUCCCAGUCAGAGUCGUUGAGUGCAAAAAAAUGCCAGGAGUUUUAUUCAACCGCUGACAACAAACAAUUUAAGGAACCAUCUGAAAGUGGGCUAGAACUGGCUGAAUCUGAUGAAUUUCCUUAUAUGGUGGCAAUCGGAUGGAAGAAUAAAGAUGGAUUAAUUGAUUAUAGAUGUGCAGGAGUUUUGAUAGAUCCAAAAUUUAUAGUGGCGCCUGCGUAUUGUGCAGCUUAUCAAGGUGAAAAACCUAGUGUUGUGCAAGUGGGAAAGACUCAAUUAAAUGAACCUUCGCAAGCAGAAGACUCUCUCCCAAUAAAAAAUAUUAUAGUUCAUCCUGACCGCAAAGAAGAUACAUUUUAUAAUGACAUUGCCCUUUAUGAAUUGGAAGCCCCUGUGGCAAAAUUGCCAGCUUGUCUGUGGGAUGAGGCCGAAAUUUCUAACGCAGAGAAUACUUUAGUAACAUACGAUCGAAAUGAAACUGAAAGCGAAAAAGCGGAUAAGCUUAUAAAAAUCAAGACCAAAUUGCAUCCCAAUGAUCAAUGUAUGGAAUUUUAUAGAAUUUUCCCUAACGCUGAUAAAGGAAUCAUGGAUACACAACUGUGUGCUGUAGAAAUAAACACAAAGGAUUGUCGGAUACAAGCGUCUGGACCAUUGUUAUUGCAAAAGUUAGAUGACAAAAAAUCAAUUCCUUACGUUAUUGGAAUCAGCUCAUUUACAAGUGAAUGUUCGGGAGAUUCAGCACCUUCCAUUUAUUCGAAAAUUCCUGCAUAUGCGAAGUGGAUAGAGUCGGUUGUUUGGGUGUAAAUGAAAAUGUGAUAAAAAAUGCAAUCAUUUAAAAUCCAUGUACAUAGCUUGCUAUUCAAAAAUACAUAUGUGUACAAGUGUUUGAAUUUA
Hermetia illucens (black soldier fly) is the source of this 1216-nucleotide messenger RNA. RefSeq names its product serine protease snake-like. The transcript has 9 exons. Gene Ontology annotation, molecular function: serine-type endopeptidase activity. Lineage: Eukaryota; Metazoa; Arthropoda; Insecta; Diptera; Stratiomyidae. Bases 278 to 1126 code for a protein of 282 amino acids. Gene Ontology annotation, biological process: proteolysis. The record is from RefSeq and is a predicted model, not a curated record.